AGUCAUCUGUUGUCCUCCUUCCCCUUUCUAGAGCUGAUUUUGAUGAUUCUGCUACCUAUUCAGCAGUUGCGACAAAUGUCCAUGGGCAGGCAUCAACUAAUUGUGCUGUGAUUGUGCGAAGAUUCAGAGAGGAUGAAGAGCCUCAUCCAGCUGGGAUAAUGCCCUUCCACUUGCCCCUCUCGUAUGAUGUUUGUUUCACUCACAUUGAUGUCCAGUUUCUGGAGAAGUUUGGAGUCACCUUUGGAACUGAAGGUGAAACACUGACACUGAAGUGUUCUAUGUUGAUCACCCCAGACCUGAAAAGACUACGACCUCGUGCUGAGUGGUAUAGAGAUGAUGUGCUGAUAAAGGAAUCCAAGUGGACGAAGUUAUAUUUUGGAGAAGGGCAGGCAGCUCUGUCCUUUACCCAUCUGAACAAAGAUGAUGAAGGUUUAUAUACCCUGCGUAUGGUUACGAAAGGUGGAGUGAGUGAAUACAGUGCAUACCUGUUUGUCAGAGAUGCUGAUGCAUUGAUUGCAGGAGCACCGGGAGCACCAAUGGAUGUUACAUGCCAUGAUGCUAACAGAGACUAUGUUAUUGUUACCUGGAAACCACCUAACACAACCAGUGAGAGCCCAGUCAUUGGAUAUUUUGUUGACAAAUGUGAAGUAGGUUUGGAAAACUGGGUCCAGUGCAAUGAUGCUCCUGUAAAAGUCUGCAAGUAUCCUGUGACUGGUCUUUACGAGGGACGAUCUUACAUAUUCCGUGUGAGAGCAGUGAACAGUGCUGGCAUUAGCAGGCCUUCUCGAGUCUCUGAACCAGUUGCAGCUCUUGAUCCCAUUGACCUGGAAAGAACACAAACUAUUCAUGUGGAUGAAGGGAGAAAGAUUGUGAUCAGCAAGGAUGACCUUGAAGGCGAUAUUCAGAUUCCAGGCUCUCCCACCAAUGUACAUGCUUCAGAAAUCAGCAAAACAUAUGUUGUACUCAGCUGGGAUCCACCUGUUCCCCGUGGCAAGGAGCCACUGACGUAUUUCAUUGAGAAGUCCAUGGUUGGCAGUGGAAGCUGGCAAAGAGUCAAUCCACAGGUUGCAGUAAAAUCUCCUCGUUAUGCAGUGUUUGACCUUGCAGAAGGAAAAUCAUAUGUUUUCCGAGUCUUGUCAGCAAACAAGCAUGGCAUCAGUGAUCCAUCUGAAAUCACACAACCUAUUCAACCACAAGAUACCAUUGUUGUCCCAUCUGCACCUGGUCGGGUAGUGGCCACAAGGAAUACAAAAACAUCAGUUGUAGUUCAAUGGGAUAAACCAAAACAUGAAGAGGAUUUAUAUGGCUACUACAUUGACUGUUCUGUGGUGGGAUCUAAUCACUGGGAACCUUGUAACCAUAAACCUAUUAAAUACAACAGGUUUGUUGUUCAUGGUUUGGAAACUGGAGAGCAGUAUGUCUUCCGUGUGAAAGCUGUGAAUGCUGUAGGAUUCAGUGAAAACUCACAAGAGUCAGAGGCUAUAACAGUACAGGCAGCCCUUACUUGUCCAUCAUAUCCUCAUGGUAUCACACUUUUGAACUGUGAUGGUCAUUCAAUGACCCUUGGCUGGAAAGCACCAAGGUACAGUGGAGGUUCACCAAUCCUUGGUUAUUAUAUGGAUAAACGGGAAGCUAACCAUGAAAACUGGCAUGAAGUCAAUUCUUCCCUUAUUAUCCGGACAAUUUAUACGGUAGAGGAUUUGACAGAAGAUGCCUUCUAUGAAUUCAAAGUUGCUGCUGCAAAUCUGGUUGGAAUAGGUCAACCUUCAGAUCCCAGUGAGCAUUUUAAGUGUAAAGCCUGGACUAUGCCAGAGCCUGGUCCUGCCUAUGAGCUCACGGUUUGUGAAGUUAGAAAUACAUCACUGGUUCUUCUGUGGAAAGCUCCUGUGUAUGAAGGCAAAAGCCCUAUUACUGGGUAUUUAGUGGACUAUAAGGAAGUAGAUACAGAAGACUGGAUUACUGCUAAUGAAAAACCUACUUCGAAACGUUAUUUUAAGGUCACUGAUUUACAUGAGGGUCAUACUUAUGUUUUAAAAGUUCGUGCAGUAAAUGAUGCUGGGGUAGGCAAGUCAUCUGAGAUAUCUGAACCAGUGCUUGUCGAGAUGCGGCCAGGAACAAAAGAAAUCUUUUCAGGUGUGGAUGAUGAGGGCAAUAUUUACCUGGCUUUUGAUUGCAAAGAAGCUACUGAUGCAUCUCAUUUUGUGUGGGGUAAAUCAUAUGAGGAGAUUGAAGAUACUGAUAAGUUUAAGAUUGAAACAGAAGGAAAUCAUUCUAAGCUGUAUUUCAAAAAUCCUGAUAUAUCAGACUUGGGAACUUACUCUAUCUCAGUUAGUGACACAGAUGGGAUUUCAUCCAGCUUUGUUAUGGAUGAUGAAGAGCUUGAACGUUUGAUGGCAUUAAGCAAUGAAAUAAGGAAUCCGACAAUACCGCUGAAAUCAGAAUUAGCUUAUGAGGUUCUUGAGAAAGGAGAAGUUCGUUUCUGGAUUCAGGCUGAAAGCUUAUCACCAGAUUCUUCCUUCAGAUUCGUUAUUAAUGAUAAAGAAGUGGAAAACAGUGAUAGGCAUAAAAUAAAUUGUGAUCAUUCAAACGGCAUUAUAGAAAUGGUGAUGGACCGAUUUACAAUUGACAAUGAGGGUACCUACACAGUACAGAUUCAAGAUGGAAAGGCCAAGAACCAGUCCUCAUUAGUUCUCAUUGGAGAUGCAUUCAAGGCAGUAUUGGCUGAGUCUGAGCUCCAGCGAAAGGAAUUUCUGAGGAAGCAAGGUCCCCACUUCUCAGAGUUUUUGUAUUGGGAAGUUACAGAGGAAUGUGAAGUUUUACUUGCUUGUAAG
Messenger RNA from Mesitornis unicolor (brown roatelo), 2831 nucleotides. It is a transcript of the gene MYOM2, whose product is annotated as myomesin 2. Gene Ontology annotation, molecular function: protein binding. The transcript has 22 exons. The record is from RefSeq and is a predicted model, not a curated record. The annotation marks the transcript as partial. NCBI's taxonomy places the organism in Eukaryota, Metazoa, Chordata, Aves, Mesitornithiformes, Mesitornithidae.